AUGGCUUCGUCGAUUCCUCUCCUGGCCUCGCCGAUUCGAGAUCAAGCAGCUCCUCUGUCUAUUACUCUAUUAUCCAAACUCCGCUAUGGUAUCCCAACUAGCUCCUUCUUCCUUUUCUUCCUCAGUCCUUUUGCUUUCUUUGGCCGAUCUGGUGCGGUUCUGGUUGUUUUGGUGACUGAGUUCCGGUUGUUCUUCCCACAGCUGAUCCUAUGCGGCGUCGACGUGUGGGGGAUUGAAGAGUAUGAGGUGAGGACCUUCCAUUCAUGA
This is a messenger RNA of Linum trigynum, 267 nucleotides long. Lineage: Eukaryota; Viridiplantae; Streptophyta; Magnoliopsida; Malpighiales; Linaceae. The record is from the annotation of a GenBank genome assembly.